CUCGGCGUGACUUUCCAACAUUCCCCGAUCAGUCAAUAAAAUUGCGCGGGAAUUCAACGGAGAACUCUCCCCGGUGUGGCUAUGUUCGAAUGCCAGACAAAUCGCUGCACGGCCUUUGCACGCGAUGCCGGAAGAUCGCUUUGUAGCGCGCCAGCGCCCACGAUCCCGGAUGAUGGUGGAAUUUUUGUGUUGUUCGAUGUGGAGCUGUGCGAGCUGUACGAUACGCUGCUGUACGACCUCUGCAAAAUGGUGCACGAUCGGUUAACCGCGCUCAAGUUCAGCUACGAGUUGACGGCACGAAAUGCUCGUACCCAACGGCAAGAGGUCACACGAUUCCUACGUCUAGCCGUCGACACAGCCGCUAGCAUGAGGGGCGAGAAGUUGAACGAAGCCGUUUCGUUGCUUAGCAACUGUAUGCCACGACUGGUGGACCCGCUGUUCAAGUACGGCCGCAAUAGCGUGCACGAUCAGGAGAGUGAAGGGUACGAGCUGUACCAUGCCGGGCUCGAGUGGCGUUGGUUGGUGUUGCUGUUGGCCAGCGAAGCAGCAGCAGCCGAGGAAUCCUGCGAACCAUCCUCCUCGUCGGAAGCGGCCAAGAGCCGCCGAAAACGACGAUCAAUUCACGUUACGUUCCGGGCUCUGUUUCGCGACAUGAUGGUCGAUCUGCUGGAACUCGUGUUUCAACUGUUCCGCAUCAACACGGUCGAUAGUCUCGUUGAUGAGUGUCCUUUUCAAUGCGGUUGCCUUCGAUCCAUGUGGCUCGGUUUGAUGUCACUAGCGGAACGUAGCAAUGGACAGCUUCAGUUCUGGACUUGCAUGGACGAAUGCAUUCCCACGGUACUGAACGGACGAACGGAUGGCUAUCUGUUGAAGUUGUGGUUGAUGAACGGGUUGGCCGGUCUGCUGGUGGCCGAUGUUCCGACACUGUCCGCCGAUUCCGCUCAAACGUUCGCCGAUGAGUUGCUGAACGAGGUAUUAAAGGCCGAUUGCCGUGAGGAGCAAAUGCGCGUCAUUCUGGUGCUCCUGUGUCCCAUCAUCUCGGGAAAGUCCGGUCCGGUGCGCCAUGAACCGAUCAUCGCCCUUUGGGCGUACUUUAGUGCGCGCCUCAAUUCACCUUUUCUACUAAAAACGGACUCGAUCACUAGCGGUGGUUGCGUGAGCCAAUCGAUCGCCGGUUUCAUCGAACAAGCCCAGGAACUGGUGACUGCAUCCGAGGAGCAAGCAACACUCCGCACAGGCCUCGAUGCACGGCGCGUUAACAGUUUUCGGAUGUUUCUGAUGAUGUUGGCCUUUGUUAUAAGGCACUUUACGAGGGAAACGAACAAAAAGAAAGUGCAAAUCAUUUUUAACCGGGUGUUUGUCAAGUUGGCCCCGAACAAGUACGUCAACAUGACGGAACAAGCGAUCUACAAUCUGGGUCUGAUGCUCACAACCAUGACCGUGGCCACCGGUUAUCCGGAAGACUAUCCGCGUGUCUCACGCCACAUGCAAAUGGUACCGUUCGAUGGCGGUGGCGGUGCCAUGAAACAACCGGUUGAUGUGGCCAUACGGAGGAUCGCGAUGGCAACGCAGGCACACAUGGCACUUCUGGUGCUGUUUAGUGGAGCACCGAGCUUCGAUAAGACGGGCCAUGUGGUCGAAUUGAUGCGAAACUUUGAGGAAGCACACCAGAAGUAUGGCCAACGGUUACUGCCCGCUAUGUCGGCCAUUGCGGAGGGAGUGCAGCUAUUGUUUGAGAAGGCAGCAUCACGAGGAUCGUUCGAGCGAGGAGAACUCUCGUUGAUCGAUGCUUGGCUUACAAGAUACCUGCAUGGACCGGGCACUGGCUGGCAUCGACUGUUGGAUGCGAUUACGUCUGCAAUGGUACAAACAGCAUCACACAGCUCAAACCGUGCCCUCACGGAAGCGGUCAUGAAGCACGUGUUUCCGUUUGUGAAGGAACAGUUUAUGAAAUCCGAUCCAGCGCCCAGUAGCAUCGCCCGAUUGGCGGCACAGUUGACGUUGAACGCAAAAACGGAUGGUGAUCCAGGGGAGACGUGGGGCUUUCAGGCUCUUUUCAACACCUUCACCGGAAAUUCGACGGCCGAUUCGCAGCAGCUGCUCGAUUACUUGAAGGAGAUCGUCACGAGCAGUAGGGCGCAAGAGCUGGACGAACGUGUGAUCGUACGCCUUUGGCUUAAGCUGGCACUGUACUACGGUGCCCAGGAGUUGCGUGACCUAACGCGUGCCGUCUAUCGGUUGGAUGAGUUCCGAGCGUUGUGUGACAUUCCCGAGUACGAUCUACUGGAGACGGAUGCUGUACCGAUGCACCUGUUUCUACGCUACAUCGGUAAACGGUUCCGCGAGACACACGAUGGCAACGAGCAGCUACAGUUGAAAAUGCGCUUGCACCAUCUGUUCCAGCACUUUGAUCGUUGGAUUCCGGAACCGACGGGAAUUGUGCGGCAACGGAUCCUCUCGGUGCUGGUGCUUGCACUGAAGGAGUGCGAUCAAGCGUUUUACAUACGAUCGAAUCCGAGCUGUCUCUAUCAUCUUGCCUUUCAGCAGUACUUUCUCCCGGUGUCGGUGCUCACCGAUCGACAGCUGGCGGCGGAUUAUGUUGAGGACAUGGCACGUGUCUGGCACCGGGUGAUGGAUGUAUUGAGUCGUAUGGCGUACCAGUCCGAUUCCGUCAUUGGUGAUCGUGUGAUCAAUAUGCUGACCAAAUGGUUACCACAGUUUGCCAAGCUUCCUUCGAAAGCUCCCCGGGAAAUGGUGCGACCACUGUUGCUGUUCUUUUCCGGUUCCGGCACUAAUGAAGCGCUCGUAAACUAUGCAAUGCCCCGGGUUGCCAGUACGUUCGUGGAGUUGCAGCGUUGUCUUCCGAAGCCAAAUGCAUUGCCCGUGAUGCGAAUGCUGCAGUGGUUGCUCCAAGAACUGAUUGCAUCGGCCGAUUACGCCAAGGUGGCGCUGUUCGAGCGCCUUCUCGGUCUACCGAUCGUGAUGCAUGCGGUCAUGUGCAGUGCCUCACAACCGACACGAGGAAUCGCUACGACGCUCGUGUACGAUAUGGUGGCCAGUACGAGCGGACCUUCGAAUAUGGUACGGGACGAGAUGCGCACGGUGUUGGCGAAUUUCACGCGCAAAUAUCUGCCCAUCGCGGCCGAUACGUACUUUGUGUUCAUGUGCCGGUUGGCCGAUCGUAAUCCACUCUUCAUCCGCUCCCUGAUCGACACGGUACGGGAGGAGCUGGUACAAGCGGAACGAUUACGCGGCACCGGGACGGACUCGUUUCUACGAAAAUCGCUCUACCGGUUGGAGGGUGCGGUUGAGGCGAGCACGGCCAAACUAUCGUCCACGAAGGUUGAUGAGACGUAACGCCGUUGUGCGUGCAUGGUGAGAUG
Molecule: messenger RNA, 3383 nt
Organism: Anopheles aquasalis
Lineage: Eukaryota; Metazoa; Arthropoda; Insecta; Diptera; Culicidae
Product: protein MMS22-like
Biological process (GO): double-strand break repair via homologous recombination; replication fork processing
Cellular component (GO): nuclear replication fork
Source: RefSeq, a predicted model, not a curated record